Messenger RNA from Corapipo altera (White-ruffed manakin), 3004 nucleotides. RefSeq names its product ethanolamine-phosphate phospho-lyase (gene ETNPPL). The record is from RefSeq and is a predicted model, not a curated record. NCBI's taxonomy places the organism in Eukaryota, Metazoa, Chordata, Aves, Passeriformes, Pipridae. Bases 89 to 1594 code for a protein of 501 amino acids. Gene Ontology annotation, molecular function: pyridoxal phosphate binding; transaminase activity; ethanolamine-phosphate phospho-lyase activity. Gene Ontology annotation, cellular component: mitochondrion. The transcript is spliced from 13 exons.
UGCAUAAGAGGCGGGCAACCUUCAGGCGGGCUGGGACGGACGGUGUCUUUCUGUGCCGUGUUGUGUGGUGCCGUGCCGUGCCUGCAGGAUGGAGGAGCGCUACAGCAAGGCGGAGACCCUGGCCCUGCGGAGGAAGCACAUCGGGCCUUCCUGCAAAGUUUUCUUUGCCAAGGACCCUCUGAAGAUCGUGCGUGCUCAGGGCCAAUAUAUGUUUGAUGAGAAAGGAGAAAAAUACUUAGACUGCAUCAACAACGUUGCACAUGUUGGCCACAGUCAUCCAUAUGUGAUAAAGGCUGCAACAAAACAGAUGGAACUGCUCAACACAAACUCCCGCUUCCUGCAUGACAACCUUGUUCAGUAUGCCCAGCGUCUUACAGCCACCCUGCCUGAGAAACUCUCUGUUUGCUAUUUUGUUAACUCUGGGUCUGAAGCAAAUGAUCUUGCUUUACGACUGGCUCGGCAGUACCGUGGGUACCAAGAUGUGAUCACCCUUGAAAAUGCUUACCAUGGCCAUGUUACAUCUCUGAUUGACAUCAGCCCCUAUAAAUUUAAUCAGCUGGGAAAGGACUGCAAGAAGGAGUAUGUGCAUGUGGCUCCUUCUCCAGAUAUCUACAGGGGGAAAUAUAGGGAAGACCACCCAGAUCCAGCAAGUGCUUAUGCUGAAGAGGUGAAAAAGAUUAUUGAAGAAACACAGAAGAAUGGACGUAAGAUUGCCGCCUUCAUAGCUGAAUCCAUGCAGAGCUGUGGAGGCCAAGUAAUUCCACCUGUGGGCUAUUUCCAGAAAGUGGCAGAGUACGUGCGUGCAGCGGGUGGAGUGUUCAUAGCUGAUGAGGUCCAGGUUGGCUUUGGCAGAGUUGGGAAGCAUUUUUGGGCAUUCCAGCUGCAAGGCGAAGACUUUGUACCUGACAUUGUCACCAUGGGAAAGCCCAUUGGCAAUGGACACCCUAUGUCUUGUGUGGUCACAACAAGGGAAAUUGCUGAAAGUUUUGGUGCUUCCGGAUUGGAGUAUUUCAAUACAUUUGGAGGCAAUCCAGUGUCUUGCGCUAUUGGAAUGGCUGUGCUGGAUGUGAUAGAAAAAGAAGAUCUCCAAGGAAAUGCUACACGUGUAGGAAAUUAUCUCCUGGAGUUGCUGGCUGAGCAAAAGAAGAAACAUCCCUUAGUGGGAGACAUCAGGGGUGUUGGAUUGUUUGUUGGAGUGGAUCUGGUGAAAGAUCAACAAAAGCGAACACCAGCCACAGCUGAAGCCCUUCAUCUUAUUUACAAACUCAAAGAGCGUCAAAUCCUUCUUAGUGCAGAUGGACCCUACAGAAAUAUUCUAAAAUUUAAACCACCAAUGUGUUUCACAAUGGAAGAUGCAAAACAUGCAGUGGAGACAAUUGAUGCACUUCUUACAGAAAUUGAAGAGGCCACUGAAAUGAAGACAGAAAAUAAUGCAUCUACAAAUAUACAGUAUAAAAGAAAAACAGCUGAAGAGACUUCUCAACCAGAAGGUGCAAAUGAAAGCACUGGUCACAUGAAUGGAGCUGCCUGCAGACAAGAAAAUGGGAUUUAUUCGAAAAAACGCUCGCUGCCAAGUAAAAGAAUAAGAACAUGAAGAGGGAAAGUUUCUUCAUUCAAUUUGAAUUUGUGUCAGUCUUGCUUUUGAGAUGAAGAGUGCAAUAGUCCGAGUCUUAGGAUCUGUUUGAAGCCUAGUCAUGCCUUCCACAAACUGUCUGAAUUCCUAUUAGCUUCAGUAGGUUUAAAAUACCUUUUCAGAUACAUGACGACUGUGCCAUGUGGUUUGAAAUCUAGAUGUGCCAGAACAGACAAGUCAUAAAAAAAUACCGUGGUACCAAUGGCAGGCUUGAUACAGGUGCACAAACUCAGUGAAAACUGUGGAUUUACCCAUAUUAUGCAGAAUCUGAUUUGCUUAACCACCAUAAAGCAGAUGCCAAUCUUAUUAAGUUUAAAAAUAUAUGCUUAACGUGCUAUUUUUACAUUAUUUUAAAUUUCAAUAUGUAAUAUUGAGAUGUUAAUUACUUCCCAUGUUUUAAUGGCUGAAUUCACUUAACAAUUGCUUGAGAAAGAAAUCAUUAUUAUUUUCCGGUGUAACUUAGGUCCUAUGGACCAUAUUCCCAGCUGAUGUAAAUUAGAGUAGCUUUGCUAAUGUCGACAAUGCUCUAUUAAGAGUCUACCACUCUGUAGGUAGAGACAUGAUGUCUAUGCAAGGCAUUCUCACCAUAAAUUCAAAGAGAAUGAAGAGUCUAAUUUUCUAUGAAUAAAGCAACUUUUAUAGAGAACUAUUUAUAUAGAGUAAGAUUUUAUGAUCUUUUUCCCAGAAGUUUAUAGAUUGAACCCUAUCAGCCCAUAAAAGAAGCAAGUAGAGUAUAUAUAAUUUCAGACACACUGAUUGAUUGAAUUUUAACCUAAAGGUCUCUCAUUUUAGUUGUUUUGACAGUCAGGGGAAUUGUUACCUGAUCCUGUCGAAGCAGUGCUGUUCCUUUUUGUCAGUGGUGAUGAAAAGUCACAUACCAGUUGCAUGGGAUCCUGACAAAUAAAUGGCUAUGCUAACAUUGGAUAGAUUACUAAAAUGAGAGGACCACUGCAUUAACCAUGCAUGCAACCACUGCCUAUUCGUGCUGCAGAUACUUUAGACUGACUUGCCUCCUUGUCAGUGUUAAAUUUCAAUGAAAGCACAAAAGCUCUACUUCCCUUUCUUAAUACAUGCACAACUCCAUGCUAUAGAGGACAUGGGGGGCUUUACAAAUAGUUUGUACUUCAGAAAAAAAUACAAAAUGUAUUUAUUUCCUCUUCAAUUUUAAUACCCUCAAUUCUGCUCUUUCCUAAUUGCUGCUAGUGAUCUUACUCAUAUGACUGAAAAUUGAGCACCUUAUCUAUUUUCACAAUUUGCUAUGUUAUUAUUGAUAUUUCUGGUGUAACAUCUUCCACCAUCCUCAAGCUGACUUAUUUUCUGUUUCAUGAUGCUUGAAUAAUUCUUCCAUAAAAAUAAAUCUCUUGUUUACAA